AGCUCCGCUAUGAUAGUCCGUAGUCAAACAGAUUCCUGCUGAACAGAUAAACAUGCAGAUCAAUAAGAAACUCUGGGUGCUUUUCCGCAUCGCUUUGCCAAUGAUUGCCUUUGCAGUUAUAUGCUUAGGAGCUUUCCUUGCAUCCAUAACAAAUAUUGCCAACUAUAAAAUAAAACUCAUCUUCGCCUAUAUUUUAAUUGCAUGCGGGUUACUUGUCUUGCUGGCUGGGAUUUCCUGGAGCGUCUGUCAUGGAAUGAGACAGAAAAGCUUCCUACAGAAUUUGCUACUUCCCAGACGAUCUGAGGUGCACAUCAACACUGUGGACAGACCAGACUUCUAUCCCCCUUCAUAUGAAGAAUCUGUUGGACGCAACCCUGAGUAUCUUGUAGAAUGUGUGGUUAUUGACGAGGAACAGAGAUGCAACAUUCCUCCACCACUGUACACAGAGAAUAGUUCAGACAUCCAGGAAGACGUCAGUGAAGAGCAACCUCCAUCCUAUAAAGAGUCUAUGCUACGAUCCAAUACGCUGUGUGAUCAUUAUACCGAAAAGAGCGUAAAACCAAGGGAAACCCAAUCUGAAUGGGAUUAAAUGGUUCUGACAAAGAACUUUCAAAAUAAGUUAAUGGCAGACUAUUUUACAACUUGGGUGGUUAUUUUCCCAGCCAGUACACAUGCUGUCACAUUUAUGCUGUUGAUAUGCAUGUCAUAUCAGCAAUGAUAACACGCUGGUUGUGCUGAGAGAGAUGGUGCAAGCUGUUGCAUGAGGUGGACAUUCUGUGUGGGUUUACCUCGGUUCAAACCACAGUUUACAGUUUCUUCUGUUGCAUAAGGAAGGUGGUUUAUAUAACCUUAGAGGUGGCUAUACAGUCAGAUUGUAAAAUAUUAGCUGUUUAGUAAACUAUAAAAUGUUGCAAACAGCUGUGAUGUCAAAUCUAGUUGGAUAAUAUAUUGCAAAAUUUGUGUCAUGGCUUUACAGUCAACCUAAAUGACCAAUGCUGGUUUAACCCUUUGUGAGUGCCUUAUUCUGGUCAUCUCGUUUUAACAUUUGUCAAGACCAAAAUGUACAAAGAUUU
Molecule: messenger RNA, 1073 nt
Organism: Acipenser ruthenus (sterlet)
Lineage: Eukaryota; Metazoa; Chordata; Actinopteri; Acipenseriformes; Acipenseridae
Product: transmembrane protein 252-like
Exons: 2
Coding region: 53-589 (178 amino acids)
Source: RefSeq, a predicted model, not a curated record